AUGCCGCUCCACUGCGGUUGGUUUACUGUCAAUGCCUCAUCCGGAUUCCAUGCGGAGAGAUUGGAGCAAUCAACUUUGCUGUGGGUUCACUGCAUGGCAUGGAUCCACAGAGGGCUGGAGAAAGUCAACGAGGAGCUGACGGUCAAAUGUCGUCGUUCCCAGAAAGAGGAUUCCAAAUCGUCCUGGGCCUUACUUGUCAGCUACGGGCUGCCGCGAAGAUACGAUUCGAUGGCAAAUUGUGCCCUCUCAAGUACCGAUACAACAAGAAUAACUGGCGGGGCGAUUUUAUCUCGAUCGCUCCUACAGUCGCCCACCGCUACGACCGAACCAGGUAACACGGAAGGGGAAGGUACCACAGCUUGGCCAGCUUACUCCGUACAGGCUUUGAGUCCAUCCAAGAUUGCCCAGAAUUACCGACUGAGAGGCCAUAGUCUGUGGACGGUGGGAACCCUCCUUCGCUGGAAGCUCAGUUGUUCCGUCGGGAGUAAAGGAGGAUACACAAGGAUUAUAAGUUAA
Messenger RNA from Aspergillus saccharolyticus JOP 1030-1, 516 nucleotides. RefSeq lists its product as uncharacterized. Lineage: Eukaryota; Fungi; Ascomycota; Eurotiomycetes; Eurotiales; Aspergillaceae. The transcript is spliced from 3 exons. The coding region runs from base 1 to 516 and encodes 171 amino acids. The record is from RefSeq and is a predicted model, not a curated record.